Zingiber officinale is the source of this 2843-nucleotide messenger RNA. RefSeq names its product CRM-domain containing factor CFM9, mitochondrial-like. The transcript has 7 exons. The coding region runs from base 655 to 2346 and encodes 563 amino acids. Gene Ontology annotation, molecular function: RNA binding. The record is from RefSeq and is a predicted model, not a curated record. NCBI's taxonomy places the organism in Eukaryota, Viridiplantae, Streptophyta, Magnoliopsida, Zingiberales, Zingiberaceae.
AACUUCUCCAACCCUAAUUUCCUUACCCGACCUCUCCUCCCCUCUUCAUCGCCGACCUUUCCCGAGACCCUCACGACUUCUCCUCUCUUGCGCCGUCGCCCGAAGCUGAGCCACCCGACGAUUCACCGGAGCAGCCUCAGCCAUCAUCGCCACCCUUCUCCACAGAAACGUGUGAAGCCACCAGCCGACCGUCGUCCACGCGAGCGCCGCGGACACUGCUCUACCGCCGGUAGCCACCGCCUAUGCCCUAACCCGAUCCAGUGAGGCCAUUGCCCUUUCUUUUCCCUCUUUGCGACGGGACGCCACAGCCCACAUCUCCGACGGUUGAUCGCAGGCAUCGGUUGUGGAAUAUCCGACGAUCUCUCUUUUUUCGGCCAUAAGAAGAUCAAAGGCUGCAGCGGCCAUCUCCAUGACAGAAUUCCGGCCACCACAAUAGGAUGAUCCCUCGUGGAAUGUGGAUGUCAGAUUCGCCACUGUAGGAGAGGAAGCCAAGCUAUCGUGCUAUAGAGUGGUCAGCUGCCUCACCUAGCUCCGACCACCAAUUUCUGGCAGCAAGCUUCUCCGGUCACGGGUCGACGGCUAUGCGAUUGGAUUUGGGUGUAUGAUAUUUGCUUUGUGGAAAAGCCAACAAAUAUUCAUCCUUUAUUUAGUUGAAUGAUAUUCAUCUCCAACAUGCGGGCUCUCAGAAACUUACAAAGACACUGCUGGAAAAGUGCUUCACUUCUCGGAAAGAGGUGUUAUUCACAUGGGAUUACAUGCUUGAAAACGUGGCCGAAUAAUGUGCACUCAGUGCUGCCUAGAGAAGUUUAUUGUAAUUCUAUCAACCAGUUGGGUUCAACUUCUGGGCAUCGAUUUAUGUCGACAACAAGAGGAAGAAGCAUGCGGAGCAAGGUGGAGAAGAGAAUGCGAAGAGAAACAGGAAAAACUUUAAAAGAGAUCAGACGUGCAAAAAAAAUAAGAAAGAAGUUAAUGACAGAAGAGGAAAGGCUACUAUACAACUUACGUAGAGCCAAGAAAAAGGUGGGAUUGCUUCUUCAAAAGCUCAAAAAAUAUGAAUUGCCAGAGUUACCACCUCCUCGGCAUGAUCCUGAGCUUCUUACUCUUGAGCAGCUUCAGGCUUAUAAGAAGAUAGGUUUCAGAAAUAGAAAUUAUGUUCCUGUUGGAGUUCGUGGGGUCUUUGGAGGAGUAGUUCAAAACAUGCAUCUCCAUUGGAAGUUUCAUGAGACUGUGCAAGUUUGUUGUGACAAUUUUCCUAGGGAAAAAAUCAAAGAAAUGGCAACCAUGAUAGCAAGAUUAAGUGGCGGCAUUGUUGUUAAUAUACACGAUGUGAAAACCAUUAUUAUGUUUCGUGGACGAAAUUACAGACAACCAAAGAAUCUGAUCCCAAUCAACACCCUGACUAAAAGGAAGGCCCUAUUCAAAGCUAGAUUUGAGCAAGCUCUUGAAUCUCAAAAGUUGAACAUCAAAAAAAUUGAGCAAGAGCUAAGACGGAAGGGUGUCAAUCCAGAGGACCCAAUUGCCAUGGCUAGCAUUCAGAGAAUUGCUACUACAUUUUUUAGGGCUAUUGAUGAGAAACAAGGGACUCCAUAUGUAUUCCAUGGGGAUAAACCAUCCACAGCAGAAAUUGUUGAUACUCCAGAUGAAUCUAUUGAUGUGCCUUCUGAGGACAGUGAUCAGGAGGAACUUGACCGCUUUAUUCGAGAGAUCGAAGAUGCUGCAGACAAAGAGUGGGAAGAGGAGGAAGUGGCAGAGAAAGAGGAACUUUCAAGAAUUAGGUAUUGGGGAAAAGAUGACAUGGGUCGGUCAAGCAGGGCACCAGAUUGGAGAAGUGAUAAUUCAGAAGAUGAGGAUAGGGCUCAUGUAAGGCGUUGGAAUGGUACUUCUACUGGAUUGGGAAAUACAGAGAGGAAAAAUUGGGAUAGUGACAAUGACAUGUCGGCAGCUUCAGAAGAUGAGUGGGAUUAUGAUGACCAAGUGAGUGAUGCUGCAAUUGAUGUUGAUAGACAUAACUCCUAUAGUAAAGACAGGACUCGAGAAAGAGAGACAAAUAACAUAAAACAGAGAAAAAGCAGGGCUUCCCCAAAGGAAUAUUUGAGAGAUAGAGCUAGUAUAGAAACCAGAUGGAGGGAACAUGAAGAUAUCAACCUAGACAGUGAUGUUUUGGGAGAUUCAGAAGAUGCGGUUGGGGAAUCAGAAGAUGAGGAUGAACACAAUUUUGUGGAAUCAACAAUGGGCCCUUAUGAUUAUCUCAGCAAUGAAGAUUCAGAAGACAGCGAUAGCGGGAGUAGACAGAAGAUAAGUGCGCUUGAUGAGAAAAAGGGUGAUGAAAGAUGGGAUAGUGAUUAAUGAAUUAUGCGCCAACCUGCAACUCAUUUUAUGUGCAGGUGAAUGGAAGUAGCAAUUGAAAAUUGAAAUAGAAAAAGGAUGUCCUCUAUCAAGUCACUCAAUUGGUAGUGAUGAUACGCUCUUGUUAGUAUUCAUUAUUGGAUUUCAACCAUGGUGAUAGGUUUCCCUCUUUAUCACUGAUGGCAAAAGAGUUGCACGUUAAUGUUAUUGUUAAGAGAUGUUCACUCAGGAAGGUGUGCUUCUAAUUUCCUUAUUUCUUUGUUCCUAAGAAUCCUGUAAAGCUUCUUUGCGUCGAGUUGAAAUUCAAAUGUCGACCAAAAUGAAGUUAGUUGGCUUCUGUUGGGUCCUCUUGUUUUCGGGAAAAUGUCUCAGCAUAAUGUUAUUUUAUUUUCCUUGACAGCUGCAACAUGUUUUUUCUUGUUGUAAUUUAAGGCGACGUGUUUUGUGGAAAGAAAUUUUCAUGGAAUGCAUAAUUCAAGGGAACUCGAUUAUAUGAA